AUGCUUGCAAUAGAACCGUUGUAUCGCACAACUAAAGGGAUUGACGUUUUCAAUUUGCUAAAAACUGUGAUCAACGAAUAUGUCGGGUUUGAUAAAUUCACUGCUCUUACUACUGACGGAGCUAAAGCAAUGACUGGACGUAUAAGCGGCCUAUGGGGACUUAUGACAAAAGAGGGCCUCUGCUGCUUCUUUAUUCAUUGCAUUAUCCACCAGAAAGCAUUAUGUGCAAAAUCAUUAAAAUUAAUUAAUGCUAUGGCGGUAGUUAUAAAAAUUACUAAUUUAAUAAGAGGUGGAAGUAGCUCGCUCUCCCAUAGAUUGUUUAAAGUUUUUUUGCAAGAAUGCCAAGCUGCAUAUUCUGAUCUUCCUUUGCAUUGCGAUGUUAGGUGGUUGAGUGCUGGGAAAUGUUUAAAGCAAUUUUUCGCAAUAAGAAAAGAAAUACCACUUUUCCUAAGAGAACAUUGUAAUAAACAUACAGCAGAAUUUGAAAAUAAGUUUGAAGAUAUAAACUUCCUCACCGAAUUAGCAUUUCUUACAGACAUUACACAUCAUUUAAAUAUUUUAAAUUCGUUACUGCAAACAAAGAAACAGAACCUUGCAGAAUAUAUGAAUUACAUUAAAAAUUUUCGCAAAGCGCUGCAAGAUUUUACAAAUCAGUUAGAAAAUAAUAAUUUCAAAAACUUUCCAAGCUGCGGAGAAAUCAAACAUGAAUUUCCAGCAGCGAACUUCCUUAUUUUUGUAUCUGUCCUCGAGGAUAUGAAUAAACAAUUCGAUAUUAGAUUUAAAGAUAUUCAAGUUCCACAAAAAGAUCUUCUAUUAUUUAGUGAUCGGUUUUCGGUUGAUAUAAAUGACUAUUCAGAAGACAUACAAUUAGAAUUACAUAAUUUGCGUGAACACCCUCAACUACAAUAUUUACCUAAUAAAGGCGAAUCCUUGUUUAGAAAUUUAAGAUCCGAAGAAUUUCCACACCUUAUAAAAGUAGCCAUGAAAAUUGUUUCCAUUUUUGGAUCCACAUACAGAUGCGAAAGUGCAUUUUCUGUCAUGAAAUAUAUUAAAUCGUCCGAAUGCGCCUCGUUAAAACAUUCAACGUUACAAAACUUAAUGCGAGUUGCUUUAACAGACAUAGACGUCAGUAUUUAUCAGCUGACAGAAGAAAAACUGCAGAAACGUUUCUUGCGGAAACGUAAAUACGAUUAA
This is a messenger RNA of Osmia bicornis bicornis, 1194 nucleotides long. Its product is annotated as general transcription factor II-I repeat domain-containing protein 2A-like. The transcript has a single exon. Bases 1 to 1194 code for a protein of 397 amino acids. NCBI's taxonomy places the organism in Eukaryota, Metazoa, Arthropoda, Insecta, Hymenoptera, Megachilidae. Gene Ontology annotation, molecular function: protein dimerization activity. The record is from RefSeq and is a predicted model, not a curated record.